AGCAAUACUUCCCCCUUCUCCACUCAAUCCCAACAGAGAGCCAGAGCGGAACUAGGCUGAGUGGGCCAGUCAUUUAAAAACCCAGAGCUAGGACGGGGCGUGGAAAGGAGCAAUCAGACACGCGGCGGCAGCGCCAGGCGCACUAGAAGUGCAGGGGACGCGCCCGCAUGCUUGGGCUGCCGUGUCUGUGACCUCUAGUUCCAGCUGGGAACCUGGGCGGAGGAGUUAAUGAGAAGCCCACGGAACUGACAAGCCAAAGGAGACAAGCCUGAGGUCUCCAUGGUCCUUCCGUCCUCUGCUCUCUCCCGCGUCCGCUGCAUGCUCAAGCACUGCGCCCCAGAGCUGGGGCGAGGUGAGCCAUGGAGGAAACGGGUGCUCAAUGCCCCCCACCGCUCUCCGCUGGCUCCCAGAUCGGGGUACCUCAAGCCAACCUGUCUACUGCUCCCUCCCACAACUGCAGCGCCGGGAACUACAUUUACCAGGACUCCAUUGGACUGCCCUGGAAAGUACUGCUGGUUGUGCUGCUGGCGCUCAUCACCUUGGCCACCACACUCUCCAACGCCUUUGUGAUCGCCACCGUGUAUCGGACCCGGAAACUGCACACCCCAGCCAACUAUCUGAUCGCCUCUCUGGCAGUCACCGACCUGCUCGUGUCCAUCCUGGUGAUGCCCAUCAGCACGGUGUACACGGUCACUGGCCGGUGGACACUGGGCCAAGUGGUCUGCGACUUAUGGCUGUCUUCGGACAUAACCUGUUGCACUGCUUCCAUCAUGCAUCUCUGUGUCAUCGCCCUAGACCGCUACUGGGCCAUCACGGAUGCUGUGGAAUACUCAGCUAAAAGGACUCCCAAAAGGGCGGCGGUCAUGAUCGCACUUGUCUGGGUCUUCUCCAUCUGUAUCUCUCUGCCGCCCUUCUUCUGGCGUCAGGUCAAAGCCGGGGACUGCUUGGUGAACACAGACCACGUCCUCUAUACAGUCUACUCCACAGUGGGCGCGUUCUACUUGCCCACCCUACUCCUCAUCGCCCUCUACAGCCGCAUCUACGUGGAAGCCCGCUCCCGGAUUUUGAAACAGACACCCAACAGGACCGGCAAGCGCUUGACCCGAGCCCAGCUGAUAACCGACUCUCCUGGGUCCACGUCCUCGGUCACCUCCAUUAACUCGCGGGCCCCCGAUGUGCCCAGCGAAUCCGGGUCUCCUGUGUAUGUGAACCAAGUCAGAGUGCGAGUCUCCGAUGCACUGCUGGAAAAGAAGAAACUCAUGGCCGCUAGGGAGCGCAAAGCCACCAAGACCCUGGGGAUCAUUUUAGGAGCAUUUAUUGUGUGUUGGCUGCCCUUCUUUAUCAUCUCCCUUGUGAUGCCUAUCUGCAAAGAUGCCUGCUGGUUCCACAUGGCCAUUUUUGACUUCUUCAAUUGGCUAGGCUAUCUUAAUUCCCUCAUCAACCCCAUCAUUUAUACCAUGUCCAAUGAAGACUUCAAACAAGCAUUCCAUAAACUAAUACGCUUUAAGUGCACAAGUUGACUUGCCAAUUCCAGUGGGGUCGCCUAAGCGACCUUUGGGGACCAAGUUGGGUCUUUCCACAGGUAGGUCGAAUCUUCUUUCACUGUUACUGGGUCGAAGCAAGGCUCUCUCUCCUGGGCAAGGGCAAUGGAUCCCGAGAAGCCUGGACAACCCUGAGAGAGAGAGAGAGCUCUGGAAGCAGAACUGUUCAAACUAAAUCUAGAGCUUCUCUGCUGAGGAGAAGGUUCACCUCCUCUCCCGAAGCCCUGGGCUCAGCACAGAUCCUGCAGCAGCCAAUCACAAAUGGGGUUGCGACUUUUAAAAAUUGAUGAUGGAUGGGGGAAUCCCUGUCCCACUUUGGUAUCAUGGAUGAGGCCCUCUAAAGCCCGUGGUACUUGUAGUUGUUGUCUGAAGCCUGUUGAGAGAGAUCUACAUACAGCCUGGCAGUACUUGAACUAGACGUUUAAUAACCUGUGUCUUGGGGAGAACUUUGUGU
Molecule: messenger RNA, 1995 nt
Organism: Castor canadensis (American beaver)
Lineage: Eukaryota; Metazoa; Chordata; Mammalia; Rodentia; Castoridae
Gene: Htr1b
Product: 5-hydroxytryptamine receptor 1B
Biological process (GO): positive regulation of MAPK cascade; adenylate cyclase-activating adrenergic receptor signaling pathway; regulation of behavior
Cellular component (GO): plasma membrane
Molecular function (GO): G protein-coupled serotonin receptor activity
Source: RefSeq, a predicted model, not a curated record